Colletotrichum godetiae is the source of this 1191-nucleotide messenger RNA. RefSeq lists its product as uncharacterized. Bases 1 to 1191 code for a protein of 396 amino acids. The record is from RefSeq and is a predicted model, not a curated record. Lineage: Eukaryota; Fungi; Ascomycota; Sordariomycetes; Glomerellales; Glomerellaceae. The transcript has a single exon.
AUGCGUUCCGAACUCGCUUCCGCCCUCGGCCUCUUGGCCGGCCUGCUUACGGUCGCCGAACCGGUAUCGGCUCGGCCGGACAUAUACGCCCGCUCACAACAGAUCCGACGGCAAAAUUCGGAAUGCGCCGAAGACCUAGCAGAUGUCUUGGAUAAUGCGCCGACAACAUCGAUGUCAUGGGGGGCCACGGCCUGCGAUUAUACCUCUACACUCUCAGGCUUAGAACUCUCCGUCACCUAUGCCUCAUUCAGGAGCCGAAUGUCUUCAUGGUACAGCGACGAUCUCGAUGAUAUCACCAAGCUCGAAGCCAGCUGCACGCAGUAUAGUUCCAUCUUUAAUGUCAUCCGGAACUGCUACGUGACUGGAGUCGUGCCGACCGCCGCCACAUCUACAUCAACAGCAUCAUCUUCAACGGUAGUUACUACCACGAGCACUGGGUCUGGAGGCAUUACUACGGCGACUGUGACAACGACAUCUACUCCUGACAGUGGAAGCGGCAUGGACGAUGGCGCGAAAGCUGGACUUGCCAUUGGUAUCAUCCUUGCUGUCCUUCUUCUGAUGUUCAUCGGGUACAAGUUCUUCAUGAAAUACCGCCAAAAGAAGUUAGCCGAAGCCGCAGCAUUGUCAUCACAUGGAAACAUUGGACCAGAGAUGGGAGUCGCAGCCGCCGGUGGAGCAUUGGGCGCCGCUGCUCUGGGAAGUAUCAAGUCUCGGCCAGAACAAAGCGAGAUAUACGCCUACAAAUCGGAACUCAGCGGAGAGUCGAGGCCAAUGUCCGAACUCGAUCCACGGCCGAUAUCCGAGCUGGACCCAGCAGCAGCUGUUGCAGCCAGCGGGGCCACCGGCGUCCAUCGACAUGUCGCGGAGCUGGACCCCAACCCUCCGACCCAGCUGAGUGAGCUGCCAGCGGACAACUACGACCCAACCGCGACGACAAAUUCACCUCCUCCGGCAUACAUAUCUCCGGUGACUGAUACCGGGACUCGUAACACACUUUACUCGGUGGUCUCGCCGGUGUCCCCAGACUCGAGUAUGAUGCGAUCAUCAGGACUUGGAAUUUCUACAAUUUCAGAAGCAGACGUUUCGCAGAGCGGCGAUGGUAGUGGUGCAGGAGCGGCGAAUUCUGCUGCAACAACGCAUAACGAGACAGUACAACAGGGAUGGGGCAGAGGGUGGAUGCAAAGGGACUGA